Messenger RNA from Rubroshorea leprosula, 697 nucleotides. The record is from the annotation of a GenBank genome assembly. Lineage: Eukaryota; Viridiplantae; Streptophyta; Magnoliopsida; Malvales; Dipterocarpaceae.
CACAACAAAUGAAGCAUCAGGUAAAUAUAGAAUUUACCAUUCUUUUUCUGCUUGUUAUAUGACAGAAUGAUCCUCAAAUAUGCUCUAAGUGUUUUAUAAAUUUUGGUAUAGAAUGCAAAAGAGAUGAAGAAAAUCCAUUCCAGCAUGAGACAGUUACAAGCAGAGAUGAGAGAGAUAAGUGAGGAUCAGAAAAGCAUUAGAGAGGGACAAAGGCAAGUUAGGGGAAAACUUGAAGCCAUAGAAUCCGAAUGCCAGAAGCUACACCAUGAGACUAAACUCAUCACGCAGCAGAGUGCCACUUCCCGUGGCCGCCACUCUCAUGUUUCAAAUUCUAAAAGCAAGACAAACUAAUGAUUACCCCACUGCUACCGCCCUCACUCAGAUGCUUCGGUUCCCCUAUGUUUGCUGGCAAUUACUGUAUAUAUUUCCUGGAUGUGUUGAAGUAGAAUGCUAUCGUUUGUUUUCGUUUCUUUUCUUUUCUUGGUAACUAGUACAAUGUUAUAGCCUCUUUUCUUUGCUGUAAAGAGAAUUGUUUAUUUUGUUGAUCGAGAUUAUGCUUAAGUUGAUCAAUCUUUGCUGCCAGACAUAGCAAAACUUGAUUAAUUUGGGUGUUUUCACAUUUUUAAAGUCUUACUUUCAUUUUUUUAUAUCAUGUCUUUUAAUUUAUCUAUACAAAAAUUAAAGAAUAAUUUAUUUA